This is a messenger RNA of Stylophora pistillata, 1742 nucleotides long. RefSeq lists its product as uncharacterized. The record is from RefSeq and is a predicted model, not a curated record. Gene Ontology annotation, molecular function: protein serine/threonine kinase activity; ATP binding. Lineage: Eukaryota; Metazoa; Cnidaria; Anthozoa; Scleractinia; Pocilloporidae. Gene Ontology annotation, biological process: protein phosphorylation.
UGCGCGUGAUAAGAGCGGAAAAGAGAAAAAUUACAUACCAGCGGCUUUUGGAUGUAGGGACGAAUUAAGACUUUCUACAAUGCCACUUAUCCAUUGUUUGUAAUUGAUAGACCUUGUCCUUAUUCUUGCGGGAGGCUGUACGAUCUGUUGUCCAUUGUACAACUUGACAAAUGUAGCCCACUCUGCCUUGAGCGCAGCAAUGCGAUGUUUCGAUUCUCUAUGUCUCAGUAGCGCAGUUGUUGUGUUGAACAUCGAUGAGCAUAUGUCGCAGCGUGUCUUGUAAAUAGCUAGAGAUGCCAUGUUUGAGAUAAGCGCUGAAUAUGGACAAGCGUUGAAACUGCUACUGUACUCAAAGAGCACAAUAGAUCGUUUUUCAUUGUAAGGAGGUCUUUCACACCUCGUCUUCCGGAGGUUUUUCGACUUACGCAACAUUUCUAGGAUUUCAUCAAUAGCGCUCUGAUAUCUGCGCUAGUGUGAUCACCUGCGACGCCUUCGAAAAUUGGCAUUUCAGUCUCCUUUUCUGUCGAUUACUUCUCUUGAUUGUGUACCUGGUAAAAGUGUUGUGCAAUGGCCAGGAACAAACGCGAGGCAGUGAAGGACAAAGAUAAGUUGAAAAAGAUCAGAAAGGAAGCACGAAAGAGGUGGAGGCAAAAAAAAAGCCGCAAAGAAAGCGAUGAAAAAGUUAGCGGCGGAAAAGAAGCUCAACGAAGAUAAGGAGCGGCGAAAGCUCAGAGAGAUAGACCCAUCGCUAGUCGUGAGGACGACGAAGUUUCUUGGCGCUGGGACAUUUGGCAGUUGCUACUUAGCCUAUUACAGGGAUGUGGUAGUAGCUGUCAAGGAAUUUAACAAGAGAAAGAACGUCGAUCUAAGAAGCGAAGUAUGCCACGAAGCGACGAUGAUCAAACACCUGGAAGAUCACCGUGGUGUCCCUCUACUCUUUGGCAUCGUAACCAAGAGCGAGCCCUAUCGACUUGUUACGAAAUUCCACGGUGUUCAAAACAAAGGCCUCACUCUGUACAAAGCCAUUAAGAAAGAAAAACUGGAAAAGCCUACUUGGCUUGGAAUUUUAAAAAAUCUUAUUGAGGCAUUGAACCACGUUCAUUCGUGUGCUAUUCUUCACAAAGACGUGAAGAGCAAUAACGUGGUAAUGGAGCAACGAGGAGAGGAGUGGAAUCCUGUUGUUAUCGAUUUUGGGAAAGCUCGCUUCUCGUCAGAUCCCAAGCCGGCUAUGUCCAUGUCCAUCAACCAACAGAUGAGAUAUCGAGAAAAGUAUCCUCACAUUGCCCCCGAAAUUGUAAACGGAAGUGGCAGGCAGAGUGCCCAAUCGGACAUAUUUUCUUUAGGGAAAAUAGUUUUGGCAGUGUUGGAUUUGCUCCCAACAGCGACAGCGAAAUCUUUAAAGGUGGCCAGAACUGCUCUUUGCGAAGAGCCUGCAGAACGCCCCUCCUUAAAGGAACUAUCAGAGGCACUCUGAACAUAUUAAAUAUAGGUACAUUUUCAGUUAUAUAUAUGGUUAUCUUCUAAUUUAUUUUCUCUCGGCUGGCUUCUUUAAAAAAUGAGUAUUUCUCCCAUUUAACUUUUAGUGCGUAGUAAAUGCGCUUUUAUUUUCUUCUCACCAGUAUGUCAACGACCAAAUCAGUGUAUAUUUAGUAAUUUCAAACGUUCUUGUUAUUGGUAAGCACGUUCUACGAGUGUUUACAGUGUAAAAUACCUCUAUUUAGAUUAAAACAAGUUAUAAUUUC